Dioscorea cayenensis subsp. rotundata (Guinea yam) is the source of this 1882-nucleotide messenger RNA. RefSeq names its product organic cation/carnitine transporter 7-like. Gene Ontology annotation, molecular function: transmembrane transporter activity. The record is from RefSeq and is a predicted model, not a curated record. Gene Ontology annotation, cellular component: membrane. The coding region runs from base 152 to 1729 and encodes 525 amino acids. Gene Ontology annotation, biological process: transmembrane transport. NCBI's taxonomy places the organism in Eukaryota, Viridiplantae, Streptophyta, Magnoliopsida, Dioscoreales, Dioscoreaceae. The transcript has 7 exons.
UCGGUGUGUGUGAUGGAACAGGUCACAAAGUGGGCUGCUUAACUCCAAAAGAAAGAGAGCCGUAAAAGUGAAGGUACUCAGCUAAUCAUGUUUGGUUAAUGAUUGAUGUUAAGAGAAAUGCCAAAGCGAAGUACAUUUAAGUUGUGGAAAAAUGGGACUAACUGAUGAUACUGGAAAGCGGUGCCCUCUUCUGCCUUGCCCAAUUCCCAACAUAACGAAUACCAGCAUGCACAUGAUGCAGCAGCAGCAGCAGCAGCAGCAGAUGGUUGAUCAUGCAUCUACUUAUACCAUGGAUGAGGCACUGCUGCCCAUGGGCUUCGGCAAGUUCCAAGCUUUUUUGCUUGCUUAUUCAGGGAUGGGAUGGAUUUCUGAAGCCAUGGAGAUGAUGCUACUGUCAUUUGUAGGGCCAUCUGUUCAAGAGAUAUGGAAGCUAUCUGCUCAAGAGCAGAGCCUGAUCACUAGUGUUGUUUUUGUUGGCAUGCUCAUAGGAGCAUUUUCUUGGGGCCUUAUUUCUGAUAUUUAUGGACGGAGGAUAGGUUUCCUUUUUACAGCAAUAAUCACUGGUGUAGCUGGUUUUCUCAGUGCAUUUGCUCCCAAUUACAUUGCUUUGAUCGUCCUUCGUUUUCUUGUGGGGAUUGGGUUGGGAGGUGGACCUGUGCUCUCUGCUUGGUUUUUGGAGUUUGUUCCUUCACCAAAUAGAGGAGCUUGGAUGGUUGUUUUUUCAGCAUUUUGGUCCGUUGGUACUAUCCUUGAGGCAUCCCUUGCAUGGGCUGUAAUGCCUAAAAUGGGCUGGAGAUGGUUAUUGGCAUUAUCCUCUACGCCAUCAUUUCUUCUACUUUUGUUGUACUGGUUCACGCCCGAGUCACCAAGAUACCUCUGCAUGAAAGGAAAAACAACUGAUGCAAUGCAAGUUUUAGAGAGGAUGGCUAAGUGGAACCAUGUGUCACUUCCUUCUGGCAGACUUGUUUCUGAUCACAGUUGCGUGCCAGAUGAAAAUCCUGCAUCUUCUGCAGGCUUAGAUUCAAUCACAAUUCAAAGGCAUGACACAAACAUUGAUGAUAGUGAAUCAAAGAGAGGAGGGAUCACUUCAUUAUUUAGAAUUUUAUCACGAAAAUUACUCAGAACUACUCUUCUUCUAUGGAUGGUUAUCUUUGGUUGUGCAUUUGCGUAUUAUGGAAUCAUCUUGCUUACUUCUGAGUUAAGUAGUGGAAAUAAGAGAUGUUCAUCAAACAAGUUGCACUUGAAGUCAGAUGGUUCAGGCCUCUACAAAAAUGUUCUUAUCACCAGCUUGGCCGAGAUUCCGGGGCUUUUUAUAGCAGCUACCAUUGUGGACAGAAUUGGGCGCAAGUUGACUAUGUCGUCUAUGCUUUUUGUGAGUUGCAUUUUGCUAAUCCCACUGGUAUCUCAUCAAAAAGAAGUGCUAACAGUUGGGCUUCUAUUUGGCGCUCGGAUGUUAAUAUCAGGAAGCUUCACUAUUGUGUACAUAUAUGCUCCAGAGGUAUACCCUACUUCUACCAGGACGACUGGUGUUGGAGUUGCAAGUGCAGUGGGGAGGGUUGGUGGCAUUGUGUGCCCUCUGGUGGCCGUCGGACUUGUACAUGGCUGCCAUCAAACUGCAGCAGUUCUUUUGUUCGAACUUGUUAUAUUACUCGCAGCAGUGGCGAUCUGUUUCUUUCCAUUUGAAACAAGCAGACGUUAUUUGCUGGAUUCUGUACACAAUAUAAAAUAAAUCAUUCAGCAGUUUGUAGUUUCAGAUGUAGUCAGUCUCAUUCUGAUGGUCUAUGUUGACCUGAAUAAUAUUGUCCUGCUUCUGCUCAGAACUGUUGAAACCAGGACAAAGUUGUAUUUUAGAGAAGAAUGAGAAAACAUCAACUAAUGCACA